Molecule: messenger RNA, 2544 nt
Organism: Rosa chinensis
Lineage: Eukaryota; Viridiplantae; Streptophyta; Magnoliopsida; Rosales; Rosaceae
Product: protein FAR1-RELATED SEQUENCE 5-like
Exons: 6
Coding region: 1-2544 (847 amino acids)
Biological process (GO): regulation of DNA-templated transcription
Molecular function (GO): zinc ion binding
Source: RefSeq, a predicted model, not a curated record
AUGGAUACCAUCUCUGACGAGGAUGAAGAACAGAUUGCGCUUGGACAGGAGGUUACAAAGAAUAUAGUAUGUAUAAAUAAUGAGUUAUUAAGUAGUAGAGAAGUUGCUUUUCUAGAUGAGGAUGAAUUCGGUUUGCAAGGUUAUGACGAGUUCAGUUUGCUGGGUGAGAAUGGAAUUCAUUUGCAAGGUGAGGAAGAAGAUGAUUUAGUAAGUGAGGAUGAAGUUGAUGUGCAAACUGAGGAGACUUUUCAAUAUAAUGAUUCUUCUUUAAGUUCAAAUGAGGACAAAGAGAAGAAAGAAGAACUAUAUAUCGGAAUGGAGUUUAGUUCUGAUGAGAACGCAUAUAAAGCUUAUGCUAAAUAUGGAGGAAAAUCUUGUUUCAAUGUGAGAAAACAACGAAAGAAGAGAAACAACAAGGGUUUGGUUGUAAGGUUGCUUUAUUGCUGCUCAAAAGAAGGUUAUCGAAAGACCAGAACAAAGAGGGAAACAUCUUAUUCAUUACCAGUUACAAGGGUCGGUUGUAAAGCCCAUCUGAGUUGCUAUCGUCAAAGCAACGGAAAAUUCAAGAUUGUGUCGUUUGAGACAAAUCACAAUCAUGAGUUGAUUAAAACACCUAUGAAGCAUAUGUUAAAGAUUAAUCGAAGUUUCUCUAAAGCUCAAAAAGAACAUGCUGAUGAUGCUGAGAUGUCAGGAAUUUCAGCAAAAGCAACAGUUGAAUUGAUGAGUAGAGAAGUUGGGGGACGAGAGAAUCUUGGUUUUAUGGAAAAGGAUUAUCGAAAUUACAUACAUCGAAAGCGAAGGGUGAAGAUGGAAAAAGGAGAUGCUGGAGCUAUAUUUCAAUACUUCCAAAAAAUGAAAGAGGAUAAUUCAUCUUCUUUUUAUUCAAUGCAACUUGAUGAGGAUGAUAUGAUCACGAAUAUUUUUUGGGCAGAUGAGCGUUCAGUAAGUGAUUAUGGUCUUUUUGGGGACGUCGUUUGUUUUGACACAACUUAUCAGACUAAUGAAUAUGGUAGACCAUUUGCUCCAUUUGUUGGGGUCAAUCAUCAUAAGCAAACAGUGGUAUUUGGUGCAGCUUUAUUAUAUGAUGAAACCAUUGAGUCCUUUAAGUGGCUUUUUGAGACUUUUCUUGGAGCGAUGUCUGGAAAGCAACCAAAAACCAUACUUACAGACCAAUCUGCAGCAAUGGCUAGUGCAAUAGCAGAAGUAUUUCCUGUAACUUAUCAUAGACUAUGUGUUUGGCAUAUUUACCAAAAUGCUGCAAAGAGGUUAAGUCGUGUGUUUCACGGAUCAGAACAGUUUGCUCAUGAUUUUGGAAAGUGCGUAUAUGACUAUGAGGAUGAAGAUGAUUGGUUAUUGGCAUGGAGUAAUAUGCUCGAGAAACACAAUUUGAAGGAGGAUAAAUGGUUAAAGAAUUUGUUUGAUAUGAGAAAAAAAUGGGCAUUGCCUAGUUAUGACCUGUUGUGCUUCUUUGAACACUAUGAGAGAGUUUUGGCUGAUCGACGAUAUGAGGAAUUAAUUGCUGACUUCAAGAUGAUGCAACCCUCUCCUGUGUUAUCUGCUAAUGUAGAGAUGUUGCAACAUGCAGAGGAGGUGUACACCCCAGAAGCUUUUAGACUCUUCCAGCAACAAUACACAAGUAUUGGUGAUUAUGUUGCUAAUAAAGUUAGCAAGUCUGAGAUGAAAUAUGAAUACAAAGUAUCAUAUCGUGGUGUUGCUCGAGAGCAUUUGGUAAAAUUUGAUGCUUCAGAGCAAACAAUAACUUGUAGUUGCAUGAAGUUUAAUUUUGUUGGGAUUUUAAGCCGUCAUGCAUUGAAAGUGUUGGAUAGGAAGAACGUGAGAAGAAUCCCUCCUACUUGCAUAUUAAAUCGAUGGAGUAAAGAAGCUAAGGCAAGAAGCAUCACUUGUUAUCAUGGACCAAAGACUAAUGAAAAUCUCAAGCAGUCGAUUGGAAAGCGGUACAGCCAUUUGUGUCGUAAUUAUCGUGAGAUUGCAUCCUUUGCCACAGAACAUGAGGAAUUAACAACGUAUGCAGAUGAAUAUGCCAUCGAGUUGCUUAAAAAUUUGGAAGAAAAGAAGAAGAAACUUUUGAAAGAAGAUGCAUGGGUGAUUCAAACUUCAGAUGUUGGAGCUUUGGAAGGUGAAGUAUCAAAUGCACGUGGAGUUAAAAGAAAAGCUACUGUUGGACGACCACGCGGUCGUCAUGGUAGAUUUAAAGGUGUUCUUGAAGGGAAAAAUUGUAAAGCCACAUUUAAAUCAUCAACAUCUGUAGCAAGUAAAGCCGCAAAGAAACAACUAUCCUUCCAGGAUUCUAUUCCUAUUAGUGACAAUUUUGAGCAACAGGAAGUCAAUGAAUAUGAAGUUCCAAUGCUUGAUUUUGCAACUCAAGAAUCCAAUCUUAGCGCUGGUACCCAAGUAUCAGUUUAUGGUACAAGUGUAACUUUGCAGAAUGACUUUUCUUUCACUCAAAUGCUCCAGGAAAUUUCAAUGAAUCAUGCUAAUUCUUCACAAAGUAAUGAAGAAGGCAAAAAGCAGCUGGGAAGUUGA